AUGAGGCCAGUGUACGCGUCCGCCAAGUCCGUGAUGCACGACCACUUCACCGGCGGCGUGUGGAAGUCGCUCCCUCCUCAGCCGCAGCCAAGCCACCACCAACCCACGCCUCAGCCACAGCCGCCAGUCGGCUCGUGGCACUCGACGUCCCGGCAACCGCACAGCUGCCUGGCGCCGGGCGCGCAUCUCGAAGCCCUGCUGCACCAGAAUCGGGAGACCUUGUCGUCACUUGUGCAUCAGGGCAGCAUCUCCCAGCCCAGGCCGCCCAUGUCCGACUAUUCCGUCAGUCGAGGUGGCUUGCUCGCCCCGGAGCCUCGUCCCUCGCUGCCCCCGUUCUCGGCCACUUCGUCGUCUUCGGCGGCUGCCGUCGCAGCGCACACCCUGCAGGAGUGCUGGUCCCGCGGCGGAGCAACGAGUGUGGCGCCGCCACUGUUUCGCCUCAACUACGAUGUGCUGCCCUCCGGCUGCCUGCACUGGCUAGCGCUCGCCAGAAACAGCGUGGUCAGGCCACAGCACGUCGCAUCUACCGGUAACCUUUUCCAUACCCUCGACCACGUGCAGCAGUUGCAGCAGCAGCAUCAACAGCAACAGCAGCCCAAGCAAGAUAUGGGCGUUCAGACCAGCACCACCACGACCACGACCAGCAGCGGUGGCACUAACUGCUCAAUGGCUCCCAAUCUGGAUGACGCCGAGCUGGCCAUCAACGAUCAGUGCAUUUCUCCCAGUGCCGCUUCCUCUUCUUCGCCCCAUGGUGGUGGGGCAAGCUUCUACGCAUCAACUGCCACAGCCUCGACGCCCUGA
Messenger RNA from Rhipicephalus microplus (southern cattle tick), 801 nucleotides. RefSeq lists its product as uncharacterized. Gene Ontology annotation, molecular function: DNA-binding transcription factor activity. Gene Ontology annotation, biological process: regulation of DNA-templated transcription. The record is from RefSeq and is a predicted model, not a curated record. Lineage: Eukaryota; Metazoa; Arthropoda; Arachnida; Ixodida; Ixodidae.